This is a messenger RNA of Puma concolor (puma), 1755 nucleotides long. It is a transcript of the gene TEPSIN, whose product is annotated as TEPSIN adaptor related protein complex 4 accessory protein. NCBI's taxonomy places the organism in Eukaryota, Metazoa, Chordata, Mammalia, Carnivora, Felidae. Gene Ontology annotation, cellular component: trans-Golgi network membrane. The record is from RefSeq and is a predicted model, not a curated record.
AUGGCGUCCACGCCGCCGCUGCGGGACCGCCUGAGCUUCCUGCACCGGCUCCCGGUUCUCCUGAAGGGAACGUCGGACGAUGAUGUCCCGUGUCCGGGCUACUUGUUUGAGGAGAUCGCCAAAAUCUCACACGAGUCCCUGGGCAGCAGCCAGUGCCUCCUGGAGUACCUUCUGAACCGUCUGCACAGCGGCUCUGGCCGAGUGAAGCUGAAGGUGCUGAAGAUCCUGCUCCACCUGUGUGGUCACGGCUCCUCCUCGUCCUUACUCAUCCUCAAACGCAACCCUGCCUUCAUCCAGGAAGCCGCAGUUUUCUCGGGGCCCCCAGAUCCUCUCCACGGCAACAGCUUGUACCAGAAGGUGCGGGCGGCCGCCCAGGACUUGGGGAGCGCCUUGUUCUCGGACAACUUGUCGCCCCCGCCUCCCUCCCAGCCACCCAGGGCCCUGCCUCCGGCAGGCAUGGGCUCCGAGUCCAGGCCCCAGGGCGCCCUCCAGGGCUUCGGCUACAGCAAGGAACGGGGCCCCACAGGCUCUGCGGGAGAAGCCUUCCUCUCCACCAUCCAGAAGGCCGCAGAGGUGGUGGCCAAUGCUGUGCGCCCCGGGCCCGAGAGCCCCGGCACCCGGAGGCCCCUCCCGCGGGGUGACGCCUACCAGCCCGCCAUGACGCCCACAGCCAGCCGUGGUUGCCCCAGUGCCGGGAAGCCGCUCCCCGGAGCUCUCCCAGGCGCCCGAGGAAGCGUCACGAGACCCCAGCCCGGGCAGGCAGGAGGGGGUUGGGACGAGCCAGACAGCGGCUCCAGCUCCCAGAAUUCAUCCCGGGGGAGCGGUGACCCAGGCAAGGUCUCAGACUCAGGCAGUCGGUCGGGCAGCGACAGCCCCUCAGCGGCUAGCCAGGCACCCAGCGACCUGGCAGAGCGGGUGGAGGCUGUGACCCUGAGCGACUGCCAGCAGGAGCAGAGCCUGGUCCAGACUGUGACACGGGGGCCGCGUGCCUUUCUGAGCCGAGAGGAGGCUCAGUGCUUCAUCAAAGAGUGUGGGCUGCUUAACUGUGAGGCGGUCCUGGAACUGCUGACCCGCCGUCUGGACGGGACCAGCGAGUGUGUACAGAUGAGGGCCCUGGGCGCCAUCGCGUCCCUGGGCUGCACCGACCUGCUCUCCCAGGAGCACAUCCUGCUCCUCGCCCGGCCGCGGCUGCAGGAGCUCAGCGCGGGCAGCCCUGGACCCGUGACCAACAAGGCCACCAAGAUCCUGAGGCACUUUGAAGCCUCCUGCCGACAGCGGCCCCCCGCCCAGAGGCCCCCGGUCGAGCUGGGCCCUGUUGCCGGCCGCGGGGGCCCAGCCGACCUGCUGACCGACGCCGUGCCCUUCUCCGGGAGCCACGCCUUCCUGCAGCCGCUGAGUUCCGCCCUCUUCCCGCCCCAGGGCCCUGCGCACCCCCUUCCCCCCGAUGGCUCCCCGCUCUCAGUCCCCAGGGAGGCCGAGGCCGGCCUGGUGGGUUCCAGAGAGGAGGGGGCCGGACCCGAGUGGAGCCCGCCGGGCACGGGCUCCCCAAAGGGAGCGCCGGAACUUUGCCCAGGGCCCGGGGGCUGCAGCUCCUUGUUUGCUGGCAUGGAGCUGGUGGCCUGUCCCCGCCUGCUGGGGGCCGGGCCCGCCACAGAAGAGGCCCCCCAGGCCCCCUGGACGCCACCACAGAGGGCAGCAGCAGCAGGAGCCCCUCCCGGCCCGGAACCUUCUGCUUUCCCUUUCCUAAACUCGUGA